AUGGAGGAUAGUUCAUUAAUCUUCGAUUCGCCUGCCCAGGGCAGUAAUGCCAUCCUUGAGCAGCCACCACUCCCCGCUGAAUCUACCUCACCACCAAGUCAAGGGACUACGGGGCAAACCCAACCAGCGGAAGAUACCCCAAUGGGUGAAGCUGGUUCUAUCGAUCCAGCCAUCAAGAAAGAUUUAAUUGCGCCUGUCUCCGAUAAUCCUCUCGAUGCGCCUGACGCACCUCGCCCAGAAGCAGAUGAACCCAAGGAUGAGGAGAUGGGUGAUUCUCAAGUACAGGACGAUGUGAACGAAAGUAAAGAAGGCGACGGAGAGAAUGGUACCACAGUUGGACAAGUCGAAAAGACCAAGGCUUCGAUCGAAGCGUCAGCAAGGAGGCAUCUCAUAUCACAAGGACAUUCGGCUAUAAUACCGAGUUAUGCCAACUGGUUCGACAUGCAUCUUGUUGCACCCGUCGAGAAGAAAUCUUUGCCGGAGUUCUUCAACAAUCGCAAUCGGAGCAAGACUCUAGCUGUCUAUAAAGAUUACCGGGACUUCAUGGUCAAUACCUGGCGAUUGAACCCGAUAGAGUACUUGACGGUAACGGCAUGCCGAAGAAAUCUGGCCGGAGAUGUUUGCGCUAUCAUGCGUGUUCAUGCAUUUCUUGAGCAAUGGGGCUUAAUCAAUUAUCAAGUUGACGCACAACAGCGACCUUCGCAAAGCGGUCCCCCGUUUACUGGCCAUUUCAAGGUAAUAUGCGAUACCCCCCGUGGCAUGCAGCCGUGGCAGCCUUCCGCCGAUCCGUUGGUGCUUCAGGGCAAGGAAAAUAAAGAUACAGAGGCCAAGGCGGUUGCAGAGCUAGCUCCCAAGUCGGACUUGAACCUGCAGAUAGGUCGUAACAUCUACGACGCUACUGCCAAAGAAAACAAAUUAAGUGCGGACUCUAAAAAACAAACAAAUGGUGAGGGUGCGAGCACCAAUGGCACUUCGGAUAUUGUUCAAAAGUCCAUCGAGGACAUUGUAAAGCCCCCAACAGCUAAAAUCCUCUGUUGUGUUUGUGGUGUUGACUGCACUCGUGUGUAUUACCAUUAUAUGUCUCCGGCCGACCCAGCAGCUUCUGGAACCACCAAGGCUAAGUCUGAUAUCUGUUCAAACUGUUUCAUAGAAAGUCGAUACCCCCACAAUCAUGGUCAAAUACAGUAUCAGAAGAUUGAGAAUCCAACAUAUAGCGCCACUCCUGGAAUCGCCCGUGAUUGGAGUGAUGGCGAGGUUCUGCGACUCUUGGAGGCUUUGGAGACUAACGAUGACGACUGGACGGUAGUCGCGGAGUACGUUGGUACCAGAACUAAGGAGGAAUGUGUGGUCAAAUUCCUGCAAUUCGAAAUCGAAGAUAAAUAUGUCGAUGUUGAGCCAAGCAGCACCGACAAAUCUGACAAAUCCAUCGGUAUUGGUCUGUUAGGCCCUGAGAACGGCAUGCUUCCUUUUAGUCAAGCGGACAAUCCGCUUAUGUCUGUGAUUGGUUUUCUGGCAAGUCUUACGGACCCUAAGAUUACGGCAGCUUCGGCUGGCAGGACGGUAGACGCAAUGAGGAGAAGUCUACGAGAAAAGAUUGAGAAACCACAAGGAUUAGAAAAGGGGAAAGAAAUGGAGUCGGAUUCGAUGGAGAUAGACAACACCCAGUCUACUAAACUAUCAUUGAGUGAUAUUGCGGCUUUUCCAUUGGUCGCGACCGCCGGUCGUGCCGGUGCCUUGGCGUCCCACGAAGAGCGUGAAAUGACUCGCUUAGUAUCAGCAGCCGUGAACAUCACAUCAUUGAAGCUCGAUUUGAAAUUGAAGCAGUUCAACGAAAUGGAGGAUAUUCUACAAGCAGAGCGAAGAGAGCUAGAAAGAGGUCGUCAGCAACUCUUUUUGGACCGGCUGUCCUUCAAAAAGCGUGUUAGAGAUGUACAGGAAGGACUGAAAACAGCCGCCGCCACGGGUGGAGAGCAGGGAAUCAAAAUGGCACAAGAUGUCAUGCAAGGAGGGGAGAAAAUGUCUUUUAAUGGUGUCUCAGCUGCCCCAGGAAGCGUUCAGCCUUUGAGUGCAGAAGGACAGAUCAAGAGCUACGAUAUCUAG
Messenger RNA from Sclerotinia borealis F-4128, 2100 nucleotides. The record is from the annotation of a GenBank genome assembly. NCBI's taxonomy places the organism in Eukaryota, Fungi, Ascomycota, Leotiomycetes, Helotiales, Sclerotiniaceae.